GAUUAACUGUAUCAAAUGCGUGUAAUCAGUUUAUUUUUAUUAUUUUCAACAAUAUUUAAUAAAAUAUUUUUUAUUUUAAGGCCUAAAUUAAGUCAAAGCUAGAGUAAUAGAAAAUUUAUCGAUUUUCUAUAAAAAAAAACAAACUAUUUUUGUAUUAUUUGUAACUGAUAAUAAAUAUUUUGUCAAACACAAUUUUAUUAUUAAGUCAAAAAAUUCAGCCUUUAACUAAUUUCUCAUGUUUAACUUAAAAAUAAUUCGUUCAAUGAUGAAACACGGAUAUUCUUGCACAGUACUUAUAAACCUCAGUCAGUCGUAGUUUUUACAGAUUUCAUGUUUGGCGGCGGGAUUGCGUAUUGCGACGGACGCUGCUGCACGCCCCUGCCAACUACAUAUCCGGCCAGCGAGAGGGCAGCAAGCGCGCGCAGAAGAGCCAGAAAUUCGCCGUGAAUUGAUUGUUGAAAGAGCUGAUUGUCAAAUCUACUGUCGAAACUCCACCGAAUUAACAAGUAACAAUGGCCGGCGCUGACCCACCUGGUUCCGAAAAUCUGACUGGCCUCAGCAGAAUCUUUAACAGCCAGACUAACUUUGGCAGAGCGAACGUUGCAAAGGCUACGUAUGCCACUAUAGCUCUCAUAGUGGCGUACAAUUUAUUGAAACCCAAGAACAAAAAGAAGUAGAAGAAUUUGUUAAUGUGAAAAGGUCGUCAGAAUGUUCAGAAAAUAAUAUAUAUCAUUACAUAAUGAUAAGCGCCAUCACUGUAUAUUCAAGGAAUAUCUAUAAGAAUGAUAAAGUUUAAAUAAAGUAAUCGAAUGUAAAAUAUCGUUUUUCGGAA
Nasonia vitripennis (jewel wasp) is the source of this 832-nucleotide messenger RNA. Its product is annotated as ATP synthase membrane subunit DAPIT, mitochondrial. The transcript is spliced from 2 exons. Lineage: Eukaryota; Metazoa; Arthropoda; Insecta; Hymenoptera; Pteromalidae. The record is from RefSeq and is a predicted model, not a curated record. Bases 513 to 677 code for a protein of 54 amino acids.